This is a messenger RNA of Homarus americanus (American lobster), 2240 nucleotides long. RefSeq lists its product as uncharacterized. Gene Ontology annotation, biological process: proteolysis. The record is from RefSeq and is a predicted model, not a curated record. Gene Ontology annotation, molecular function: protein binding; cysteine-type endopeptidase activity. The transcript is spliced from 7 exons. NCBI's taxonomy places the organism in Eukaryota, Metazoa, Arthropoda, Malacostraca, Decapoda, Nephropidae. The coding region runs from base 148 to 2208 and encodes 686 amino acids.
UCCUUGCGAGUCACGAUCACUCCAAGACGGUUCGUACAAAACCGUACUAAACGUGUCUGGCAGUACUACUCUAGCUGGUUCAGUACUGUACUGUGGUUGAUAACUGUACAUACAUUACCAAAUUUCUUCCCCUUUUCACCAAGAAGAAUGUCAGAGUUACCUUUUAAUAUAGAGCAGGAUUUAGAACGUGGACGGGAGCUUUACCAGUUAGAAAGGAAUUUUAAAGAGGCAAAAGAGUCAUUCACUGAAACCCUCACCUCCUUGAACAAUUAUUACGAUGGUGAUCCUGAAUCUUUGAAGAAGCACCAAGCUCUGGUGUACAAUGAGAGAGGCCUCUGUAAAUAUAUGCAAGUGUGCUUUGAUGAUGCUGUGGAGGACUACACUCAGGCCAUACAAUUAGACCCAACUCUGGCUGCUGCGUACUACAACAGAGGAACAAUUUGCUAUAGACUCUGUGCUACUAAGUGUCAUGAGAUGGAUGAAAGACAAGAUCUUCAUAGGCGAGCAACUGAGGAUUUCCAAGAAGCUGUAAGACUAGCCCCAGAUAAUACUGAGUUCCAGUUGGGUUUAAAAGAGUGUAAUGCCAUAGCUACACCUGGAGCAGAGGUGGCCAUGACGGAAGAAGUUACGAGACUGAUAACCUGUGUAGAUCUCCCCAUCGUUCAUCAUAAUUUUGUCGAGGGUGAUGAAGAGGACAGGGUUUGGGAUUUGGACAAUAUAUCCAAGAAAAAGUUAGUGAAGCUCCUCUUUCUUCUAGACAAUAGUGACGAUACCACUGGCACAAUAAAGCACGGGAAGCUAAACACUGAAGCUGUCAAGGGGGGAAUUUGGUGUUUCCUGUUCUUUCUCAAGUACAAGAACCUUGUUCAUAAUCAAAUCCUCCAGAAUGUGUUACGGAACCGUGUCAGGCAAAUAUUAAAUUGUUUCCCUUUAUCUCUUCCAAGGGGAUCAGAAGCUGAAAGUCUAGGUUUCCAGAAGGACGAGGAAGAUCUGCUCAUCCUGGCAGAGGCAUAUCGCCACUUGGGGCUUAAAAGCCAGCAUCUCGAUGAAAAAAAAAAUGACAUUCAACAUAGAAUGAAUUUUACAGAAAGUGAAAAAAAUGGUACCUUUUGUUUAUAUGCUGAAAACCUGCUCAUGACUCACUUAUGUGAUGACCUGACACCUACUCUUGUUUUUGACUUGUUCAACAUCAUGAUAGAAGAUAAGAGUCUCUGUGAUAAAAUUGAUGGAGAUUUGGAUAUUAGCUUGGAUCAGUUAAAGGAGAUUGAAGGCCUUAAAGAAGGUCUUUUUUUCUAUAUGAUCAGGAUGCUGGAAUACCAUAAGAUGCAAAACCGCCUAUACACAUAUAAGCUUCAACAUUUUCUCCAUAUACUCAAUAAACAAAGGAGUCCUGAAGAGCAAGAGAUAAUCACUAAAUAUCUUCUUAAGUUAGAACAUUAUCCAGGAGAAUGCCAGCCAACAGGGUUAUGUAUUGUCUUCUGCGUUACUGAUGACAGAGAAGGUGCUGACCUUGAAAUAACCAAGAUUACAAGUGUUUUUCAUGAUAUUCUUGGCUUUACAAUAAAAGUCGAGAAAAACCCCAGCGCCAAAACCAUUGACGAGUACAAAAAAGAACUGAGAAAGUCAAAAUAUCGGUUUUACGACUCCAUCGUUUAUUGGUUUCUUUCACACGGGACAGAGAAGGACCUGUUGCUUCCUAAUAACAAGGAAUAUCGAAGAGAAGAUUUCGUUGAUAGUUUCUCAAAGCUGGACAACUUUAGUAAAAAGCCCAAAAUCUUCUUCAUGGCCUCAUGCCAAGGAAAUGAACACAUCCCUGUAGAGGAGACAGGUAAUUAUGAAGCAACCAUAGAUGGAGAGGGUAAAACUUAUGUGGAUUACCCAGACGCUGCCCACGACACAAGCUAUGUUUACUACCAGAUGGAUCGUCUUAUUGCUUAUGCUACGCUCCGCAGUAAAUAUGCCUUUAGGCUCAAAGAUCACGGUUCUGUGUAUGUGGAUUGUGUGUGCUCUAGUCUGAAGGAACACUGUGGAAAAAAUAUCACUCAAGUGUUAGAAGAAGUUUGUCAAAAGAUUCACCGCAUUGUUUUCUACAGUGAAGAAAAAAAAACAUCAGAAGAAAAAGAAAAAGAAUUUGAAGGGAAUGCAAAACAAGCAUGUUUCUAUGAAAGCACCUUCCAAAAGACCUUCAUUAUCCCCAAAGGUUUAUAAUAUAUAUAUAUAUAUAUAUAUAUAUAUAUAUA